This is a messenger RNA of Plectropomus leopardus (leopard coralgrouper), 2690 nucleotides long. RefSeq names its product WD repeat domain 70 (gene wdr70). Gene Ontology annotation, molecular function: protein binding. Gene Ontology annotation, cellular component: site of double-strand break; nucleus. Lineage: Eukaryota; Metazoa; Chordata; Actinopteri; Perciformes; Serranidae. The record is from RefSeq and is a predicted model, not a curated record.
UCUUCGUAUUUGAAAACAUGGAGCCCAACAAAGUGGAUGAAGCAUCGAGUAAGAUGAGUGGUGAUGGAGACAUUGCAUCCAUCAUGGGAUUCUCUGGGUUUGGUAAAAAGGCUCGCACAUUUGACCUGGAUGCCAUUUUUGAACAGACCCGUCGCACAGCCGUUGAGAGGAGUCAGCGUGUAUUAGAGGAGCGAGAGAAGGAGUGUCAGAUGGAGGAGGAAGGGGAGAGCUCCAAAUCAGUCAAGUCAUCAGCCCAAAUUCAGAGAGACAAAACUGCAGCUGCUACUUCCAGAAAAAGGGAGAGUGAGAGCAGCAGCGACAGCGAUUCAGACUCAGACUCAGAGCUUAUUGGGCCUCCACUACCUCCUCAAUAUUCAGCACAGAAUGAUGAUGAGCUUGGGCGACGUCCACCAGGCCGCACGGCUCACAGUGAUGAAGAUGAUGAUGAAGAGGAGGCACAAGAGGAUGAUGAUGACGAUAAUCCAGUGAAGAAGAUUCCAGACACUCAUGAGAUCACUCUGCAGCAUGGCACAAAGACAGUAUCAGCUCUUGGCUUAGACCCCUCUGGAGCCCGUCUGGUGAGUGGCGGGUACGAUUAUGAUGUGCGGUUCUGGGAUUUUGCCGGGAUGGACCAGGCUCUUCAGGCCUUCAGAUCCCUCCAGCCCUGCGAGUGUCAUCAGAUAAAGUCUCUGCAGUACAGCAUCACUGGUGAUGUCAUCUUGGUGGUUUCUGGCAAUGCACAAGCCAAGGUGUUGGACCGUGACGGCUUCAAUGUCAUGGAAUGUGUGAAGGGAGACCAGUACAUUGUGGAUAUGGCCAAAACCAAGGGCCACACAGCUAUGCUAAAUUCUGGCUGCUGGCAUCCCAAGAUAAAAGAAGAGUUCAUGACCUGCUCCAAUGAUGGCACUGUGCGCACAUGGGACCUGAACUCGGAGAAGCAGCACAAAUCUGUGUUUAAACCACGUUCCAACCAGGGGAAGAAGGUCAUCCCCACAUGCUGCACAUACAGCCGUGAUGGGAAGCUCAUCGCAGCCGGCUGUCAGGAUGGCACCAUCCAGAUCUGGGACAGAAACCUCAGCGUCCAUACAAAGUUCCACUGUCGGCAAGCACACAUUCCAGGAUCAGACACCUCCUGCCUCUCCUUUUCCUAUGAUGGCAUGACUCUCGCUUCACGUGGAGGCGAUGACACUCUGAAGAUGUGGGAUAUUCGCAACUUCAAGAAUCCUGUAAAUGUAGCCACUGGACUGACCAACUACUUCACAAUGACCGACUGCUGUUUUAGCCCCGAUGACAAGCUUCUUGUAACAGGGACCUCAGUGAAGAAAGAGGAGGGAAAUGGGAAGCUGGUUUUCUUCGACCGAGCUUCCUUUCAGAGGGUCUAUGAAAUAGAAGUCACCAAUGCAAGCGUUGUCCGCUGCCUGUGGCACCCAAAACUUAACCAGAUAAUGGUGGGGACUGGGAAUGGACUGGCCAAAGUCUACUAUGACCCUGUUAAAAGCCACAGAGGGGCUAAGCUGUGUGUAGUGAAGAGCCAGCGGAAAGAGAAACAAGCAGAGACGCUAACACAAGAUUACAUCAUCACACCUCAUGCCUUACCCAUGUUCAGAGAGGCACGGCAGCGGAGUACACGGAAACAGCUGGAGAAGGACCGACUUGACCCAAAGAAAUCCCACAAACCUGAACCUCCUGUGUCCGGACCAGGUCGCGGAGGGAGAGUUGCAGCUCACGGUGGAACUCUGUCUUCAUUCAUUGUGAAGAAUAUUGCUUUAGAUAAAACAGAUGACAGUAACCCACGAGAGGCCAUCCUACGUCACGCCAAGGAAGCUUCAGAUAACCCUUACUGGGUUGCCCCGGCCUACACGCAGACUCAGCCGGAGCCUGUGUUUGCAGAGGAAUCAGAGGAGGAUGAGGAAGCUGACAAGGAACCACAGUGGAAGAAACGCAAGAUCUGAGGAAACUCAACAGCAGCUCAUUUUAUAUACGAUAGAUGACAGGAGUGACAAGCAGCUGCCUACAUCUGAGAGCAGUGCUGAGGAGAGAGGUGAAAUGGAACCAAAACAUGAACGUCGUGGGCUGUAAAACCAAAAUGAGCUGAACGACACUGAAACGCUCUGUAGAGGUGAGGAGAGCUGUAGAGUGACCCCUUUCACAUUCAUUUGAUCCAUAAUAUUAUUGAUAAGAGCUGCUUUUUAUCAGAACCCAGCACUGAAGAGACAAAAACAUUUUUUAGAAAAAAAGCUUCGAUUUAAAAAAAUAAUUCAAUAAGGGCUGAAAGAUUUGACAUUAACUUAACUGAGACUUGACUUGGACUUACCCCAAAAGCUCUUGUGGUAUGUCCGCUAUACACUGUAAGCACACCUUGUGUCCCUACUUAAUGCUCUCUGUACUCCUGCCAUCUUCUCAUCAGCAUUUACAGAUCUUCUCUGCACAGUGGAAACAUUCUUGAGCGCCUUGAUAUACAGCUCAGUGGCGCUUUACGGCUAGCUUUUGUUUACUGUACAACCCUAGGCUAGCGCUCAGGAAUGCACGCCACACUGUUGAGGCCAUCUCUCAAACCAUCCCCGCAAUUCUCCCCUUGUAACCCAAAUUUUCAUCCUCAAUUUUACAUGAUGCUUGUGUAAACACGUCCCAGGCAAAUUAGCACCAUCUGGCAUGGGAGCAUUAUUGUACAUGGCAGAAUACCAAGGAGA